AUGAUUAUUGGUUAGUUGAUUAUACGUUUGAUCGGCUCGGGCAGGAUUACUGACGCAUUUUGAUGGACAGGUAAAUCCGAGGUAAAGGCGAGCAGGUGAGCUAGCGACAGGUGCACCGCCGCGCGCCAGGUAAGCCUGAUUCCAGCGGUUUGGAGCAAACUUUUCGGGACAGACAGAGAAAAUGGAGCUAACCCCGCCCACUCUCCUUACACCGUGCCUCCCCGUGCUCAUACGCUCCCAACAGGACCAUAACUUCUCUCAGCAGAAGGGGACGUUCACACUGGAGGCUUACUGCCGUCCCUGUCGAGCCCUGAAAGCCGGCCGCCACCGCAGUGGAUCUGACAGCAGAUGGAGGAGCUCUAAGAGGGUCUAAAGAAAUCCAGAGGCUGUCAUUCCUCCAGUGAAACUAGGACAUGGGAAACUGCUCGGGGUCGACUGUGGAGGAACUGCAAGCCUGUGAGAGUCAUCAGUGGUACAGAAAAUUCAUGACCGAGUGCCCCUCUGGACUUCUCACCUUUUACGAAUUCAAGCAGUUCUUUGGCCUGAGGAACCUGUCGGAUACGUCAAACGCCUACGUUCGGACGAUGUUUAUGACGUUUGAUAUGAAUGAUGAUGGCUUCAUUGAUUUCAUGGAGUAUGUGGCUGCUCUGAGCCUGGUGCUGAAAGGAGGAGUGCAGCAGAAGCUCCGCUGGUACUUCAAGCUGUAUGAUAUAGACGGGAGCGGCUGCAUCGACCGUGACGAGCUGCUUCUGAUAAUUAAGUCCAUCCGUGCAAUCAAUGGAAUCCCUUGUGAGAUGUCAGCUGAGGACUUUGCCAACAUGGUUUUUGACAAGAUUGACAUCAAUGGAGAUGGUGAACUGUCCUAUGAAGAGUUCAUGGAGGGGGUCCAGAACGACGAGGAGCUGCUGAAGACACUAACAGAGAGUCUGGACCUCACACACAUUGUCCAAAAGAUUCAGGGAGAGCUUAGAGCCAACGUCUAACGUGGAGCAUUACAGACCCUGAAACAAACAUUUGUCUUUGCCGCGGUCGAACGGGUGAAGGCGUGGGGUUAGGAUCACCCACAAAUCAUCGACAGGACAGACUUUCCUCAUAUUCAGGGGCCAGUAAAGACUUUUCAUGUAAUAGUCAAUGCAAGGACGCAAACUCUAAACCCAAAGUAUGCCACCUCAGACACAUACAAGCUGAUGACUAACAUGUCAGUGCUUCACCGUGAAAAAAGGACGGCAUUUCGGUGCUACUUUGUGAUAAAACACUGUCUUGUCUUCAUCAGCUUCAGGUUCUGAAAUAACUGAAACAAAUUCAAUUCUGUGUUAUAAAGGCAAGUUGAUCAUUAACAUUGUCCAACUGUGACAGUGUUCAGAUGCUUCCUCUGCUGGACUCCAGCUGAAAUGAUCUCUGUCCAUGUACUUCAAGUGCCAUUAUUGCUAUGAAUUUUAGCCAUUGCAUGUUUGACAUUAAAUACAUAUUGCCCUUCGUGUGUUUUGGUAGAAACUCACUGCCUGUAGAGUCCAGAGACCUCUUAACUUCCUUCACUGUAGUGUUUUAUAUAGAGUACAGUAAAGCCCCCUGAGAUCUCUCUUCUUCUGAGCCAUUAGAAGAAUGUAGGUGUUUCUGCAAAGCCUUU
Molecule: messenger RNA, 1627 nt
Organism: Chelmon rostratus (copperband butterflyfish)
Lineage: Eukaryota; Metazoa; Chordata; Actinopteri; Chaetodontiformes; Chaetodontidae
Gene: guca1ab.2
Product: guanylyl cyclase-activating protein 1
Exons: 6
Coding region: 414-983 (189 amino acids)
Biological process (GO): visual perception; positive regulation of guanylate cyclase activity
Cellular component (GO): photoreceptor inner segment; cone photoreceptor outer segment
Molecular function (GO): calcium sensitive guanylate cyclase activator activity; calcium ion binding
Source: RefSeq, a predicted model, not a curated record